AUGUUUAAAAAUCUCAAAGAAAAACAUGGCAAUGUGUUCGACUCCAAGAAAUCCAAUCCACCGCCGAAGAGCGAGCGCGGCCAAGAUCUGACGUCAAUAUUGGACCGUUCUGAACGUGCCGACCUCACGGUUCUUGUAGCGGAGAUCGCGCAAUCGAUGCGAAUUGGUAUUCUCGAGAUAUUUGAGAGUUUUGAUGAGCCAAAGCCGUCUGGAAAUGGCUCAUCUCCGAAUCGAAAACCGUCCGACCAGGGCGAUGAUGAUGCAACACCCCCAUUGCCGCCCAGGCCUGAUGGGGCGAAAGCAUCACCACCCCUGGGGAGCAGAAAUCAGCAAGCGGCUGCGAGAAAUGCUAGAGUCAAAGCUCGCGCUAAAGCGAAGACACUUUCUCACUUUGAUGAUUGGAGAGAUGCUGUCUUAUUGAGACUCGGCGAGGUUGUUAAUAAGGAUGAUGAGAAUGAAGAAGACAAUAACAAAGAGCCUUCAGAUGCCGCUAAGUCAGAUGACGUUCCCAUUGUCCAGGACGAAGAAAGGCUCGCAAAGCUUUGUCAAAUCUACCAUCCUGUGGAAUCGCCGCUGGCGCAAGUUCCUAAGGCGACAAGACUGCUUAUUCUACAUUCGCUUCUUCUAUUGCUGCUCAGUCUGGAAAAGUAUACUGCCUAUUCUCGAGUUUUGAUGCUUCAUGUUGCAUCUAGCUUGGGUAUAGAUAUCGAUGUGCUGAAUCAAGACGAAGUCAAGGUUGCACGUGGACUUCUUGACACGGCGCUAGCGCUGUCAUCACAGCCGGAGGCCAAGCAGCAAGUGAAGAAGAGUGAUGAUUCUCGGAAAUGGAAAGUCGGGAUUGCUUCAGUUGCCGGCGCUGUUCUUAUUGGCGUCACCGGUGGUCUUGCAGCUCCGUUGGUUGCAGCUGGUAUUGGAACCGUCAUGGGUGGACUAGGCCUCGGUGCCACUGCAGCUGCCGGGUUAUUGGGAACUCUGGCAGGAAGCGGCGUUGUUGUUGGAGGCCUUUUUGGAGCCUAUGGAGGUCGUAUGACUGGCAGGAUGAUGGACAAGUAUGCCAAGGAGGUAGACGACUUUGCCUUCAUCCCUACUCGCGGUUCACGGAGCCGUCGGACCGAGGAUGAGAGUGAAGCUGCUAAGCAAGACCAUCGGCUGCGAGUCACGAUCGGUGUGACUGGCUGGGUGAAAGAAGAGUCUAACUUUGUUGUUCCCUGGCGAGUACUCGGUGCUGACUCUGAGGUCUUCGCGCUUCGUUGGGAAAUGGAGCCACUGAUGAAGCUGGGCAAUGCAAUCUCCGCACUGGUUACGAGCGCGGCAUGGUCUGUCGCCGGCCGAGAAGUCUUGACCCGCACAAUUUUCGCCACUAUCAUGAGUGCCGUUAUGCUUCCGAUGGGUCUCAUGAAGGUCGCUGGCAUCGUGGAUAAUCCAUUCAGCGUUGCCAAGGCCCGGGCCGACAAAGCGGGUGAAGUUUUGGCAGAUGCAUUGAUCAACAAAGCUCAAGGAGAACGGCCAGUGACUCUUAUCGGGUAUUCUCUGGGUUCUCGCUUGAUCUUCUCGUGUCUACAAACGUUGUGCAAGAGAGGUGCAUACGGUCUCGUGGAGUCAGUCAUUGUGAUGGGAUCACCAACUCCAUCCGAUGCCGAGUAUUGGCGCCGCAUUCGCAGCGUCGUAAGUGGCCGCGUUGUCAAUGUCUACUCUGAGAAUGACUCAGUCCUUGGAUUUCUCUACCGGACUAGUAGUCUCCAACUGGGAAUCGCUGGUUUGCAGCCCGUUGAAAACGUGCCCGGUGUCGAGAACCUCAACGUCAGUGACAUGAUCAGUGGUCACCUUCGAUACCAAUAUCUGCUAGGAAGGAUCAUAAAAUCUGUCGGGCUGCAAGAUGUCGAUGUCAAUGAGAUCGAAAGUGAAGAGCAUGCCCUGGCAGUUGAAGAUGAAAAGCUGGAGGCUGAGAGGACCAAAAAUGAAACCGAAGCGGGUAUCAAAGAUCGUGAAUCUUCGACUGCUCGUGAUACUCUGAAUAGCCAGGACGGAUUCGGCGAGGAACAGCGUAUGGAAAAGCAGGUUGAGUCUCAGACCGAGGAGAACAUGACCCAGCACCGGAUACAAAUGAUGGACUUGGAUGAUGCGGACUACUCUACCCCGUUGGUGGAUCAUGCGGGAAAACACUCCGCCCUUUGA
Penicillium atrosanguineum is the source of this 2175-nucleotide messenger RNA. RefSeq names its product DUF726 domain protein. The coding region runs from base 1 to 2175 and encodes 724 amino acids. The record is from RefSeq and is a predicted model, not a curated record. The transcript has a single exon. Lineage: Eukaryota; Fungi; Ascomycota; Eurotiomycetes; Eurotiales; Aspergillaceae.